GAACAUAUGCAAGACCGGUAGCAACACCUGUCGCGAAACUUCGGCUACAAACAUGGAAGAAGACAUCAGUAAGAGUGUCUCUGUCCGUGGGUUUCCUAAUGUUGAAGGAGAAGAGUUGGAAAACCUCAAAGACAAGCUACAAAUCUACUUUCAGAGCGCCAAGGAGUCACGGGGUGGGGACGUGGACCACUUGGAGUUGGUAGAACCUGGACGGAUGAAAAUUCAGUUUGUGGAAGGAGAAGCUGCGACAAACGUCCUGUCAAGACCCUACCAUCAAAUCAACGUAUUCGGGAAAGUCUAUCCCCUGGAAGUCCAGCCCUACCGGCCGGCACCUACCAAGCCAACCCAGCCUCACGAUGCAGGACAACCUGGCUAUCCAGUGGGGUCAAACGAACAAAUUUACAAGUAG
Messenger RNA from Branchiostoma belcheri (Belcher's lancelet), 409 nucleotides. RefSeq lists its product as uncharacterized. The record is from RefSeq and is a predicted model, not a curated record. Bases 53 to 409 code for a protein of 118 amino acids. NCBI's taxonomy places the organism in Eukaryota, Metazoa, Chordata, Leptocardii, Amphioxiformes, Branchiostomatidae. The transcript has 3 exons.